AUGGACUACUCGAAGGUGUUCCCGUUGGUCGUGCUGCUACUGAUUGGGCUUGCCAGCGAAUGUUCCGCUCAUGAGUGUUACGUUUGCUCGAAUCAAACUGGCAACACGGAAAAGUGUCUCAAUACGGUCAAGAUUUGCCAGCAGGGUGAGGACGCCUGCCUGACGGAGAUCCGAUGGGGAAGCACGCCAUACUUUUCUCUAGGUGCUCAGAAACAAUUUUACGUCUCGAAGCGUUGCGCGAAGAAAGAGAUUUGUCAGCGUAUCCGCACGAAGCACAUGCCGUACUGUACGCACAUCUGGUACGAGGAUUGGACCUGUUCCGCCUGUUGUCUCGGUGAUCGUUGCAACUAUUACGUGAUCAGUGCCGCACCUACGGUAAAACUGUCCGUGCUGCUUGGAACUAUGGUGACGGUUGGCGUGAUGCUGCGCUGCAUUAUAAGUAGCUGA
Anopheles marshallii is the source of this 447-nucleotide messenger RNA. RefSeq lists its product as uncharacterized. The transcript has 3 exons. Lineage: Eukaryota; Metazoa; Arthropoda; Insecta; Diptera; Culicidae. Bases 1 to 447 code for a protein of 148 amino acids. The record is from RefSeq and is a predicted model, not a curated record.